Messenger RNA from Aureobasidium melanogenum CBS 110374, 1833 nucleotides. Its product is annotated as DNase I-like protein. The coding region runs from base 1 to 1833 and encodes 610 amino acids. Gene Ontology annotation, molecular function: catalytic activity. The transcript is spliced from 3 exons. The record is from RefSeq and is a predicted model, not a curated record. NCBI's taxonomy places the organism in Eukaryota, Fungi, Ascomycota, Dothideomycetes, Dothideales, Saccotheciaceae.
AUGAGGGCUAUCAGCGUGGGUUCCCAGUUACUCGCUGCUGCUGCGUUUUCUGGGCAGCUAGUGUCUGCUGAGACCAUCAGCGAGAUCAAUGGCAACAGAUACCUCUCGCCAUACAAUGGAAAGAACGUUACCAAUGUCGAUGGUCUCGUCACUGCCAAAGGACCCAGUGGAAUCUGGAUUCGAUCUAAUACUCCUGAUAAAGAUGACCGAACCUCCGAAUCCGUCUACAUUUUCGACCGCAACUUUGGCAAAAUCCUUUCCGUGGGAGAUACUAUCCAGCUUAAUGGCACCGUCACAGAAUAUAGAUCUAGCAAAGCAUACGUCUACUUGACUGAGAUUAUCAAUCCAAAACUUGUCAAGAAGCUCUCUUCUGGAAGUGCUGCAACUCCCCUGGUCAUAGGCAAGGACACUAUCAAGCCUCCUACCAAGGCUUUCUCCGCAUUGGACAAUGGAGAUGUGUUCGGUGUACCAAACAAUGUCAGCCUCAUCUCUGUGGCUAAUCCGACCUUGAUCCCUCGCAACUAUGGUCUGGACUUUUGGGAAAGUUUGAGUGGAGAGCUUGUCACUGUGAACGGUGCUCAUGCUGUGACUAAACCAAACAACUACGGUGAUACCUGGGUUGUUGGGGACUGGAAAGUCACUGGCCUCAAUAGCCGCGGCGGCUUGACGACAGUUGAUAAGGACGCUAAUCCUGAGGCCAUUGUCAUUGGCUCACCGCUUGACGGGUCGAAGAAUCCUGCAGUCACCAGAGUAGGAGACUACCUUGGCGAUAUCACCGGGGUCGUCACUUAUGCGUUUGGUUAUUACUCAAUCCUCCCUCUGACUGCCUUGAACAUUGUCAAGGGUAUUGAACCUGCACUUCCACCUCCUACUAGACUUGUUUCUGAUGGUGACUGCGGCGGUAUCACUGUCGGCUCAUACAAUGUGGAGAACUUAUGGGCCGGGUCCGAUCAUCUGGUCAAUAUCUCUGACCACAUCGUUCGCUACCUUCACAGCCCCGAUCUUGUUUUUAUCCAGGAGAUUCAGGAUGAUAACGGAGAGACUAAUGACGCAGUCGUCAGCGCAAAUCUGACUCUUACCACUCUGACUUCCGCAAUUAGUAGUAUGGGCGGACCUCGGUAUGAGUUUGCCGAGGUUGAUCCUGUUGAUGACCAGAAUGGUGGUGCACCUGGAGGCAACAUCCGCACCGCUUAUCUUUACAACCCAGAUAUUCUUCAACUGCGCCGGCCUAACUUUGGGUCAAGCACCGAAGCCAAUGAGGUCCUUCCCGGCCCUGAGCUCAAGUACAACCCCGGACUUAUCGAUCCUCAGAACUCAGCUUGGACCGCUAGUCGUAAGCCAUUGGUCGCUGUCUUCGAAACGCUCGACGGCAAGAAUUCAUUCUUCACCAUCAAUGUUCAUUUUGGCAGUAAAGGAGGCUCGUCGUCAAUGGAAGGUGAUGCUCGACCUCCUGUAAACGGUGGUGUCGAUGACCGUCAAGAGCAGAUGCAACUGACUGCUGACUUCGUUGCCAAGAUCCUUGCUGAGGAUAAGAAGGCAAAAAUCAUUGUCGCUGGUGACUUCAACGAGUUUGCUUUUGUCCAGCCUCUGGAGAACUUCGAGAAUGUUUCCAACCUACGUGAUCUUGAUGAGGCCGCGAACAUCCCAGAGCUUGAGAGAUACACUUAUCUUUUCGACAUGAACAGCCAGGAGCUAGAUCACAUGUACAUCAGUCAGGCACUCAAGCCCAAGGCACAGUACGAGCAUGUACACAUCAACACGUGGGUGACCAAGGCUCAGCAAAUCUCUGAUCAUGAUCCCUCGUUUGCUAAGCUCAACAUCUGCAAGAACUGA